Neogale vison (American mink) is the source of this 533-nucleotide messenger RNA. Its product is annotated as probable 18S rRNA (guanine-N(7))-methyltransferase. The record is from RefSeq and is a predicted model, not a curated record. Gene Ontology annotation, molecular function: rRNA (guanine) methyltransferase activity. Lineage: Eukaryota; Metazoa; Chordata; Mammalia; Carnivora; Mustelidae. Gene Ontology annotation, cellular component: nucleolus. Gene Ontology annotation, biological process: rRNA (guanine-N7)-methylation. The transcript has a single exon. The annotation marks the transcript as partial.
AUUCAGUGGCUCUGUAAUGCAAACAAGAAGUCGGACAUCCCUGCCAAGCGCCUGUACUGCUUCUUCUCUUCUCUGUACUCUGUGCUGGUCCGUGGAGCCCGGGCUGUCCUGCAGCUGUACCCUGAGAACUCAGAGCAGCUGGAGCUCAUCACGACCCAGGCCACCAAGGCUGGCUUCACCGGUGGUGUGGUGGUGGACUUCCCCAACAGCGCCAAGGCCAAGAAGUUCUACCUCUGCUUGUUUUCUGGGCCUUCAACCUUUCUGCCAAAGGCCCUGAAUGAGAGCAAUGACGAAGAGGAGACCAGGGAGUCCGAGUUCAUGAGUGAGAGGAUUCCGUACAGGACGGCCAGGCGCGGCUUGGUGAGGAAGAGCCGCCAGUGGGUGCUGGAGAAGAAGGCGCGCCGCAGGCGGCAGGGCAGGGAGGUCAGACCGGACACCCCGUACACCGGGCGCAGGCACAAGCCCCGCUUCUGAGCGGCGAGCCGGGCGUGUUGGGACGGCCCGGCUGUGCCCCGUUGUCGCGUGCCUUGUCG